AUUACACAAGUGUUCUGACAAAGCCUUUUUUGUGCAAAUUUUUGUCAAAACACGUCCGCCACAAAUGUAUUUAAUCUGUUAUCAAUCCUGCUAAGAAUAAGAAAUAAGAUCGACUGUGGAAAAUAGAGCUCGUAUCACGAUCGGAGGCGGUUACUUGAAGGACAUUUGAGAAGCUUAAACAAACAAGACUAACUAAGGGUGUUCCGUGUACUGCUCGUGUCGUAGCUGCAAAUGUUCAAACUGCAAACCACAUUUCAUUCGUUUUCACAGCUGUUUCUCUGUUGUUCGCUUCAACGUGCAACGUCAUUGUUAUCGCAACAGCUUCCAUGUUUAUGAUCGCAACAAAUCGCAGCUCUUGGUAUAAGACGGUUUGGUAGAUCUUCGGUAGUCUUCAUACGACUGUUAACUGUGAAAGCUGUAGGUGGACACUACAGCAUGUCUAAACUAAUUUUCUUCACUGUUCUACUCUGCAGCAUCGUCGGUGUUGCCAGAGGAGUAGACUUGCAGGAUGUGCUGACUACACUCACGGAAGUCCCGUUUGCAAGAUUGCUUGAUUCGUUUAUAGUGCCAGCACCGCGUACGACCGGAUUCGAAACAUUAGUGCCCCAGAGAGACAUUCAAUUGUUAUGUACAAACUCAUGGAUACCGCUGUUUCAAAAUGUGUCUGUCAAUGACAUAGAUGUAACUAGGAAGCUUAACUUCUCGCAGCCGUUGUCGAUCGCGAUCCAUGGCUGGCAGGAUGCCAAUUACACUUUGUACAAUUCGAUGACCCUUCGCCAUUUGCGCUACGUUAAAAACACCAACUACUGUAUGGUGGAUUGGAAACCUUACGCCGAUUACGCAUAUGAGAUUGCCGCCCGUAAAGGUGUUCCCGUGGUGACCGACCGUCUGUUCAAAUUUUUGCAGUACAUAAGUGUGUUGAAUUUUCCACUAGAAAAAGUGUCCCUGAUUGGGUUCGGCAUGGGUGCCCAGAUAGCCGGAUUGACCGGUAAGCUGCUGCCUGGACGGAUCGGAAACAUCUACGCGCUGGAUCCGGCCGGUCCGCUGUUUUCUCACCCUAUUGAUGUUGGGCCGACUCGCCGGUUAGCCGGUACCGAUGCACAGUACGUGCAAGUGAUCGCCACGUCCCGGUAUACGGUGGGCUCUGGACUGCUCGUCGGAACUCAAAACUUCCUACCGAACGCAGGGUACCAUCCGCAAGCAACGUGUAAAGUGGGAAUUAUUGGAUUGGCCGAGUUGGCGAACGCGCUAGUAUGUAGCCAUCAAUACGCAGCUAAACUGUUUAUCGAUACACUCGAUCCUGCCAGCGUUAUUCUCGGUCAGAAGUGUAACUUAUUUCUUGGAUUACGGGUUUGCUUAUUGCUGCCAACGGAUCGGUUGGGUUAUUAUUCCAAAAGAAUACCGGGCAAUUUUUACUUGUAAACGAACACAGAACAUUACCCUAAGCUCGUACGUGAAAAAUGGAUUCUGAAAUUCGUAUAUAAAAUAUCACACAUAUACACAAGAAUGCCUUUAUUCAUAAAUUAAUCCGAAAAAAUAAACACACAUAACGUCAAGAUAAAAAAGAGCUGAAAGAAAAUGGGAAACAUUGUACCGAAUGGUACUAAAGGUAUGAAAUUUAAAACUUAAAGAACGUACUUCGGAGUGCCACAUAAAACACAGAACGCAUCAAAGGUUGAUGUGCAAGAUAAAAUGGAUUAGCCAACGGGAGAUCGUGUAGCAUGAACGGUUUAGAAAUGUAUCCUAUGGCUUAGCCAAUAAUAACGGGGUGCUUUGUUUACAUUUUCUGUUGAAUUUAAAGGAAUAUGUUUUUAAGAAAAGAAAGCGUCUCUUAGAACCUGCCAAUGGCCCCGCGAUCGGUAUUUGUAAGGCUGAUUGUUUGCUCAGAAGGAGCCACUUUGUUUAUUUUGUCAAAGUCUACUCUUGGUCGCUACUACUCUAGGUCGCUUUGCGAUUUUCGCUUUUACCUUUUGGAGUCCAUCUUUAUUUC
Anopheles funestus (African malaria mosquito) is the source of this 1990-nucleotide messenger RNA. Its product is annotated as putative endothelial lipase. The transcript is spliced from 2 exons. Gene Ontology annotation, molecular function: lipase activity. The record is from RefSeq and is a predicted model, not a curated record. NCBI's taxonomy places the organism in Eukaryota, Metazoa, Arthropoda, Insecta, Diptera, Culicidae. Bases 436 to 1422 code for a protein of 328 amino acids.